AUGGCACGAUUCACGGUUUCACUUGUUAAUGGUAGUACUUUUCAAACGUCUCUCGAAAUUUGUCUUGAUGAUACUAUUUAUCAGGUGAAACAAAAAAUAGAAAACAAUCACCAAGUCAAGAUUGAGAAUCAGGAAUUAUUUCUUGGUGGUAAAAAGCUCGAAGAGAAUCAAACAGUGAGGAAUUAUAAUAUUGGCUUGGGUGAAACAAUCAAUCUCGUUCAAAAGCAUGAAGGUAUCAUGCAAGUAUUCAUUAAAGAUCUUAAUGGUAGCGGUAGUUCAACAGGUAUUUUCAUCAAUUAUUCUAGUACCGUACUUGAAUUGAAACAAAGCUACGGAUCGAUUUCGAAGAUUCCAGUAUAUGAGCAGAGACUUAUAUACGGUGGAAAACAGUUAGAAGACCAUAAAAAACUGUCGGAAUACAAAAUUGAACAUGGAUCAACUAUUAGACUUGUUUUGAGAUUGGUGGGGGGCCGUUGA
Messenger RNA from Cetraspora pellucida, 477 nucleotides. Lineage: Eukaryota; Fungi; Glomeromycota; Glomeromycetes; Diversisporales; Gigasporaceae. The record is from the annotation of a GenBank genome assembly.